This is a messenger RNA of Penicillium soppii, 954 nucleotides long. RefSeq names its product cytochrome oxidase assembly protein SHY1. Lineage: Eukaryota; Fungi; Ascomycota; Eurotiomycetes; Eurotiales; Aspergillaceae. Gene Ontology annotation, cellular component: membrane; mitochondrion. The transcript has 4 exons. The coding region runs from base 1 to 954 and encodes 317 amino acids. The record is from RefSeq and is a predicted model, not a curated record. Gene Ontology annotation, biological process: mitochondrial respiratory chain complex IV assembly.
AUGCGGCCGAUUUUCUCGGCUCUACAGAAGUCAGCCGCGGCCUGGACACUACCAUCCCGGGCUAUUCGGAAUCCUCGCAUCUCAUGGAAGCUUGAUUCCAUCUGCGCCAAAUGCCGCGUCCAGCAGUCCCGCCAGAUUUCGCAAUCGCGCCAGUUAGCUGAUGGCCUCAAUGUUGUGGAUCACCCUGCGAGAAUUGUCCGAGUCAAUAAAAAACAUGGGCCUGGUCUGAUCAUCCUCGCUUUGAUCCCUAUCACUGCAUUCAUUCUGGGAUCAUGGCAAGUGCAGCGCUUGGACUGGAAAACCAAGUUGAUUGCUAAGUUUGAGGACCGUCUCGUGAAACCUCCUCUACCGCUCCCGCCCCGAGUCGACCCGGAUGCGAUCUCAGAGUUCGACUACCGCCGCGUCUAUGCUACUGGCCGCCUUCGACAUGACAAGGAAAUGCUGAUCGGACCCCGCAUGCACGACGGCGAGGAUGGAUUUACCGUGGUGACACCACUCGAGAGAGAGGGUGCCAGCACUGUACUUGUGAACCGGGGCUGGAUUUCCAGGAAGUUGCAGGACCAAAAAGACCGACCUUUGGGUGUCACAAACGAAGAGGUGGUGAUCGAGGGCCUUCUACGAGAGCCAUGGAAGAAGAACAUGUUUACGCCAGAUAACAAGCCUGAGGAUGGAAAGUUUUACUUCCCCGAUAUCAACCAGAUGGCAGAGUUGAGCGGGAGUCAACCUAUUUGGAUUGAGCAAACUAUGGUCCCUGACCUUGUCGAAUCGUAUGACCGUGAGGCUAAGGGUAUUCCAAUUGGCCGCGCUGCCGAGGUUAAUCUGAGAAACAACCAUUCCCAAUACAUUUUCACCUGGUAUGGCCUUUCUUUCGCCACAUCUAUUAUGAUGUGGAUGGUUGUUCGCAAGAAUCCCAACGAGGCGUUGCGCCGGGUCCGUCAAAACCGAAACUGGUAA